Cetraspora pellucida is the source of this 137-nucleotide messenger RNA. The record is from the annotation of a GenBank genome assembly. NCBI's taxonomy places the organism in Eukaryota, Fungi, Glomeromycota, Glomeromycetes, Diversisporales, Gigasporaceae.
CUGAAUAUGAUAAAAGUUAUAACAAACUUCAUAGUGAAACUAGCAAGCUAGUAACUAAAUAUAUAUUUGCAAAAAUGCUUGAACUAGCAUUUAUUAAAAUUUAUACUCCCAAAAUAAUUACCAAUACUUAUAAAUAG